UAUGCCGAUGGAAUGGUUAUUUGGGCGUCGUAUGACGCCUGAUGAGAUGUUAAGAAAGAAUCAACGUGCACUCAACAAGGCUAUGCGUGAUUUGGACCGUGAAAAUAUGAGAAUGGAACAGCAAGAAAAGAAAAUAAUCAUGGACAUCAAGAAAAUGGCUAAAGAUGGACAAAUGGAAUCGGUGAAAAUCAUGGCUAGAGAUUUAGUGAGAACAAGACGUUACCAGAAAAAAUUUAUGGUAAUGAAAGCUAAUAUACAAGCAGUAUCAUUAAAAAUACAAACACUUAAAUCACAAAAUGCUAUGGGGCAAGCAAUGAGAGGUGUAACUAAAGCCAUGCAAAAUAUGAACAGGCAAUUGAAUUUACCACAAAUUCAAAGGAUACUGCAAGAGUUUGAAAAACAGUCAGAAGUGAUGGACAUGAAGGAAGAAGUAAUGAAUGAUGCUAUGGAUGAUGCAAUGGAAGAUGAAGGAGAUGAAGAAGAAACAGAUCAAAUUGUAACACAAGUAUUAGAUGAGUUAGGUCUUCAGCUUACAGAUCAACUAUCAGGAUUACCCUCAGCAUCUGGAUCAAUAAGUAUAGCUGCCACAGGCAAAGUACCAGUUGUGGCUCAAGACGGUGGAGGUGGGGCUAAUGUACCACAACCCAAUGAUGCCGAUGCAGACUUGCAAGCUAGAUUAGAUAACUUAAGGCGCAAGUGAACAAUUUGUGUUUUGGUUGUAUAUUGUGGGCAUGUUACCAAAUCUUAAUUCAUUGACAUUAGAUAGAAUUCAUCAAAUGUUAAUGAUGUUUGCUACUCAAGGAACUGGUGUAGAUUGCAGUUUGACACAGUUUCGUCUUUUCCUUGAUGAAAAAGUUAAACAACAUCUUUUAAUAUUUACUGGUGGGUGUUAUAAACUUGUUAUAAACUAAAAAUUAAAUUGUUCAGCUAACUUUGAUA
Sipha flava (yellow sugarcane aphid) is the source of this 939-nucleotide messenger RNA. It is a transcript of the gene Vps2, whose product is annotated as charged multivesicular body protein 2a. Gene Ontology annotation, cellular component: ESCRT III complex; multivesicular body. The transcript has 5 exons. Gene Ontology annotation, biological process: protein transport; late endosome to vacuole transport; endosome transport via multivesicular body sorting pathway. The record is from RefSeq and is a predicted model, not a curated record. Lineage: Eukaryota; Metazoa; Arthropoda; Insecta; Hemiptera; Aphididae. Bases 2 to 700 code for a protein of 232 amino acids.